Messenger RNA from Condylura cristata (star-nosed mole), 1004 nucleotides. RefSeq names its product nucleoside diphosphate kinase A 1. Gene Ontology annotation, biological process: UTP biosynthetic process; GTP biosynthetic process; CTP biosynthetic process. The transcript has 5 exons. The coding region runs from base 105 to 563 and encodes 152 amino acids. Lineage: Eukaryota; Metazoa; Chordata; Mammalia; Eulipotyphla; Talpidae. The record is from RefSeq and is a predicted model, not a curated record. Gene Ontology annotation, molecular function: nucleoside diphosphate kinase activity.
AAACGUUCCGUGAAUGCGGAUGACAGGAACCACGUGGGGGCUCCGGCGGUUUCCGGUGCCUGUGGCAGCAGACUGAGUUCGAGCCCUAGCAGCUGGAGGGGACCAUGGCCAACAGUGAGCGCACCUUCAUCGCCAUCAAGCCGGAUGGGGUCCAGCGGGGCCUUGUAGGGGAGAUCAUUAAGCGUUUUGAACAGAAGGGAUUCCGGCUUGUUGCUAUGAAAUUCAUACAGGCUUCUGAAGACCUUCUCAAGGAACACUACAUUGACCUGAAGGACCGUCCAUUCUUUGCUGGCCUGGUGAAAUACAUGCACUCAGGGCCAGUGGUUGCCAUGGUCUGGGAGGGGCUGAAUGUCGUGAAGACAGGCCGAGUGAUGCUUGGGGAGACCAACCCCGCGGACUCCAAGCCUGGGACCAUUCGUGGGGACUUUUGCAUCCAAGUUGGCAGGAACAUUAUUCAUGGCAGCGACUCCGUGGAGAGUGCAGAGAAGGAGAUUGGCUUGUGGUUUCAUCCUGAGGAACUGGUAGAUUACAAGAGCUGUGUGCAGAACUGGAUCUAUGAGUGACCUGAACGCAGACCCCACUGCUCCCCCACUCCAUUUCCUCUCUCCCAUGAGCAGGGGACCAGGCUAUAGCCAUUGUAAUUAUUUCUGAGAACUUCCUUGUAACCUGGAGGAAAAGUCUUGGAGCGGUGCUCCCUGUUCAGUGUUACGUGCUACCACCAGAUUAAAAUGUUUCAUCCCAGCAGGGGACGUGUUCUUGUCCAUGUACUCUGGACGUGUACCGGCGGUACAGAGCACACUGUAGGAGAGACUGGAGUGAUGUAGAGUGGCUGGCGAGAUCGUGCAUACACACCAUAGUUUCUGCAUGUCCCAGUCCCACUGCAGCCCACCCACUCUUGGCACUGAGCCAGUCAACAGGCAUCUGUCAAGAAUCUGCCAUGUUGUCAAGACGGUACCAGGCACGAUGGAUUCAUUCAAAAUAAAGCUAUGUCCUUCUAUUCUUAA